GUGACGGAAAGGCGCGAUGACGUAACGGGGCGCGUUUGGCGUUCGAACCCCGCCGAGCACCGGACAAAUAUUUAUAACGCUCAACAUUUCGACACGUGCUAAUAACCGGCGAGAUGUAAACAGUGAGGGUGGCGAGAUGGGCGCCCGAGUGCUUGUUUACCAUGGGGACUACCAUAAACAAACUCGUUGGGUGUUUUUGAGCCGAUGAGAAGUAUGUCAAAGUCGACGAAUAUGCUGAGAACGAGACGAAGGGACAACAACGUCAAGCCCAACAGGAGGUUGGACAGGAAGUCGUCGAGGGGCAUGAUUUACGAGAACGAAGAGCUGAGAUUGAGGACGAUCAACAUCAACGCGGAGAUCGAGAGAGGCCAAUACGACAUCAAGAAACUCAAACGCGAGAACGAAAUGCUCAAGAAGGAAAUCUGGUGCUUGAGGGACGAAUACGAGAAGCUCGACAAACUCCUCAAGGAGAAGGAGUACGACUUCUCCUCGUCGUCGUCCACCACCUGCACCACCAGCGACUCGGAAAGUUGCAGCUCGUGCACCGAAGAGUUCGACGAAGUCGAGACCUCCCAGAACCUCCAGAACGUCCAGAACAUGAAGAACCUCCACGCGGAGUUCGACCACUUGUCGGUGGUGCCGGAGGAGAACAGCACCGAGAACUCCGACAAGAACUCCAUCCCGAACGACCAGUGGAACGAGUGCAACAUCAUCAAGCCGGACCAGAGCUACCCCACGUACGGGAAAGCUAGUACUUUGCCGACGUUGCCUCCGAGGAACUUCUUCUCCCCGAUUAAAGUGAGCAAGAGCAACGAGGAUUUCUACACGAGCGAGAAGGUGGUGAGCACCGACGCCACGAGCUUCUACCAGAACAUGGUGCUGGUGCCGAAGCCCGAGGAGGUGCCCCCCAGGCCGAAGACCGCCACGGAUUUGCUGGUGAAGACGGACAAUCAGCCGUUCAAUGGGGCUUCGAGCAGGAGUACUUUUAGCAACGGGGGGAACCUGGAGGAGUUGUUGAACGAUAUAGAGACGAUCUCGCAGGAUAUUUUGAAGAUCACGAACGACCAAGUGAACUUGGACCAGUCGCAGGGUAAACCGUACAAGAGCGAACUGAGUGUGGUGUUGAUGCCCAAUCCGAUGCCGCUUCUGGGGUUCGACAAGUAUAGGAAUAUCAAAAGUAGCUAUGAUAGCUUGAACUCGAAGUCCGCUGAGAAGUUGUCUCAGGCGGACGAGAGCGUGGCUUCGCCCUCGAUCUUGACCCCCUCGAUCUUGACGCCCCCGGUGACUUCGCCCCCCAUCACGUCGCCACCGAUGACGUCGGCGUCACACUGCGAGCACAACCCGUUCUACUUCGGGCCCGUGAGCGACACGAGUUCCGAUUUCUUCAACAGGUACAACCCCGACGGCGACAAGCCCCAGAACCCCGCCGGCUCCAAGAGCAACCUCCUCGAGCUCACCUCCUCCGACCUCAUCUCCAGCGAGAACGAAGAAAACCUCAAAUUCCAGACCACCAAGCUCGACCAACUCCCCGAGAAGAAAUCCCCCAAACUCAGCAUCCGCCGCAAGGUCUCCAUCCACUUCAAAGGCAAACGCGACCGCUCGCUCAAGCCCCCCGAGAAAAAGCACUCCCUCUUCGACUUGCGCUUCGGCGACGCCAAGAAAACCCCCAGCCUCGAGUCGCGCAAGUCCACCACGGACGCCGAGCCCAAGACCCCCACCAGCUCCGACAGCAAGACCGGCUCGGAGCGCAAGAAGGACAAACCCCGCAAGAGCGUCUCCGUGAGCCCCGACCGCAAGCACGUGCACGUCAAGGACGAGAAGAAGCACAAGAAGCACCGGAAGAGCGACCGGGGCAAAAACCGGCGGGGCACCAUCACGAGCGUGGACAGGCUGCACCGCGAGCGCUCGUUCUCGGUGUGCACGGAGCGCUCGGAGCACAAGCUGGGGCUGUACGACGACGGGGCGCCUUCGGAGCGGGAAAGGACGAACAGUCUGAGCAGUUGCGAGACGGUGAAGACGAGGAAGAUGUCGAACAUUUCGAACAUUCCGCUGAGCGGGAAGGUGCCGUGGUGCGGGUGCUGGGGCAACGGGUGUAUUUAGUUUAGUACUUAAGUGAGACUUACCGAAGAUGGUUGCUGUUAGCAGGAAGAGACACACGAGCUUGUUCAUUUCGGGUUUAGGGCAUCCUCGGCUGCGGUGACAUUCUUUCAAAGGUUCUGUGUUUGUGUGUCCCUGAGGUGUGGGUCAAGAGGGCAAGAGGUCGAUGCACUGGCCGGAACUGAAAUUGAACGACACAUAAGCGGGAUUCGCACAAAAACGAUGUUGUUUACGGAAAUAAAACGAUUAAAUAAAUAAAACGCCGACUUUCUUGAAGAAACAAAGGGUUUGAGGGUUUUGGUGGUGUUUUUGUUGGAUUGACACUGUUGACAGAUUGGUCACCGUUGGGGAUUUUUCUGUCAUUCGUGUGGGUUGGUACGAGGCGCGAAUUUUUGAGGUUAUGUUGACCCGAAAUAGCAAUAAAACACAAAGUGAACGAAUUUCCAGAAAUGUCCGUUCUGGAAUUCUCAAAAACAACCACAAACAGCGUUUUAGGUGCGAAAGCAGCAAAAUCGAGCCCUACUACUGCAAGGAAUGCAAUUUUCGAACUCAACUCACCAUAGUGUUCAAACAACAUACGCGAGUGAAUGGAGACCCCCUUGUCCGAACUUACGUCUGUGAUAAGUGCCCCUUUGAGACUCAUUUCGUUAUUAAGUGGCUUCAGCACACAACCGAGUGUACGACAAAUAACAAAACUCCGGACUUGGAUAGGGUUAUAAAUGAUCAUAGUUACUCUAGGCACGAAUACAAACAUGUUAAGUUGCCCCCAAAUCACUCCCAAAUGUGUUGGCACCCCUGUGCUCUCUGCCCCUUCAAAACCGGUUAUAAGUCACACUUGAAAGUCCACAUGAACGUGCACCAUCUGGCAGGCGACGACAUCAAAUGGUACAGAUGUGACCAGUGCCCGUACAAAGCUAAACAGAAUUCUAAUUUAACAAAACACAUAAUGGUGCACCAUUUAGACAAACACGAUGUUAAAUGGUACAACUGUGAGAAGUGUUCCUACAAAAGUAAGUUCAAUUUUGGGCUCAAAAAGCACAUAAUCACGCACCACAAGCGUGUAGAGGAUAUCGUGUGGUUCAGAUGUGACCAGUGUCCAUACAAAGCCAAAUUCAAGACGUGUUUAAAUAGACACACGAACUCGCGACAUGGGGACGAAAAGGACAUUAAAUGGUACAAGUGCUCGAAGUGUCCGUUCAAAGCCAAAGUGAAAUUUAGUGUGAAACGACACAUGAAAGCCCAACAUGGGUUUGAAAUUUGUUAAUAAAAUUGAUAAAAUAAAAUAAAUUCAACAAGUU
Zophobas morio is the source of this 3395-nucleotide messenger RNA. RefSeq lists its product as uncharacterized. The transcript has 5 exons. Bases 205 to 2100 code for a protein of 631 amino acids. NCBI's taxonomy places the organism in Eukaryota, Metazoa, Arthropoda, Insecta, Coleoptera, Tenebrionidae. The record is from RefSeq and is a predicted model, not a curated record.